GGUGCGGGUGGGAAGGAGAAAGGGUGGCUCACUAAUAGCGUCUCUGCGUCUAGGGUUGUUCCUGGGCUUCUACCCUCACGUGCCAGGUCCUGGGUGCUGCAUCUGGCUGCGCUAGGAAGUUGUGUAGACUGUGGUUGCGAGACGCUACCUGCGGAGGCCUCGGUUAGACGGGAGGGAGCUGCAGCAUCCAGGGGACGACAUGCCAACUGCCAAGCAACUAGCUGACAUUGGCUACAAGACCUUCUCCGCCUCCAUGAUGCUGCUUACUGUGUAUGGGGGCUACCUCUGUAGUGUCCGCGCCUACCGCUAUUUCCAGCGGCGCAGCUCCCGGCGCCAGGCUGCAGAAGAACAGAAGACCUCAGGAGUCCUGUAGAACUGGGGCCGUUUUCCUGACCAGAGAGGCCGGAGGCAUUGCGGUGGAAAGACCUCUCCUAUAAUCACAUCCAAGUCAAGAUAACUAGGGCCUUCAUGGUUUUCCAACCCUGCUGGGGAAAAGUGCCCAUGUUUUCUCUGGAACUGCCAGUUUGGGGAGGCUGUCACAUCAUAACAGGAGUGGGGGGAAGGCACAGCUACAGACAUUAAAUAUUUUGCCCUGUC
Rhinolophus ferrumequinum (greater horseshoe bat) is the source of this 597-nucleotide messenger RNA. RefSeq names its product cytochrome c oxidase assembly protein COX14. Lineage: Eukaryota; Metazoa; Chordata; Mammalia; Chiroptera; Rhinolophidae. The transcript has 2 exons. Gene Ontology annotation, biological process: mitochondrial respiratory chain complex IV assembly. The record is from RefSeq and is a predicted model, not a curated record. Gene Ontology annotation, cellular component: mitochondrion. The coding region runs from base 200 to 373 and encodes 57 amino acids.